Molecule: messenger RNA, 1696 nt
Organism: Drosophila serrata
Lineage: Eukaryota; Metazoa; Arthropoda; Insecta; Diptera; Drosophilidae
Gene: ppk22
Product: pickpocket 22
Biological process (GO): sodium ion transmembrane transport
Cellular component (GO): plasma membrane
Molecular function (GO): ligand-gated sodium channel activity
Source: RefSeq, a predicted model, not a curated record
AUGGAUAAAAAAGAAUCCUCAUCCAAUGCCAUUUGGUGGAUCAAAAAUCCAAAGGCAGUGAAAGACAAGAAAUCCAAAGAGCUGCGUAAGUCAUCUUUGGGAUCUGCCUUUUGCCUUGAUAUGGCAGAUCUGCUGCGGAAUAUAUCGCUGCAAGGAUACAACAAGCUUUUGUCACCGGACCUAACUCUGGGUCAAAGAAUGAUUUGGCUGUUGCUCCACGUGGCCACAACCAUUUCUCUGGUGGUAGUGCUCUCGCUCACGUGGGAGCAGUUCGUGGCCCAGUCCUUCGUGACCAACUUAAAGGAUCCCCUCUAUCCUGUCGAGAAUGUUCCGUUUCCCGCGGUUUCCAUAUGCACCAACAAUAGAAUAUCGCGACAGGCCAUCAUUCGGUAUGCCGAGGAACUGCGUCUGAGCAGUCCUGUGAGCCGUCCCGUAGAAUAUUACUUGGAGCGCCUAAGAUUCUUCCGGGAGUUUUAUGUUCAUGUAGGUGUGGUGGUGGACACCGAUGACUUUGUUACCUUCCAGACCUUUCUCGAUGUCUUUGGUACCUGGAACAAUGAGACCUUCUUUGACACGCGACGCAUCAUGAAACAGCUGACCCCCAGCUGCCAGGAUUUGCUGCUAAAGUGCAGUCUAGCCAAUGUGGAAAUUCCCUGCUUCAGCAGGGAUGCCUUUCAGGAGAGCCUUACCAUGUACGGACCCUGCUGCACCUUCAACAUGGAAAACAAGCUCAAGCAGCGCAACUACAAGAAUCGCCUAGCCAGUUCGGAGCUGGGUCUGACGGUAGUGCUGAACUCUAGCCAAUCCGACUACUUUGCCCCCAUCUUGAACACGAAUGGCUAUAUUGUGUUGGUUCACAAUGCAGAGAACUAUGCCUCUGUUAGCUCCUCGAACGCACUCGAGAUGUUUCCGGGACAGGGAGAGGAUAGUUACCUGCAGAUCUAUGCUCGGGUGGUGGAUACCGAUGACAGUCUAAAGUCAUUCUCCCCAUUUGGUCGACGAUGUUAUUUUGACCACGAGGCGCAAAAUCCCAGCAAUGAACAAGUGAUGAAGACCUACACUUACGCAUACUCCUUCCCAAACUGCAUCACCAGGUGCCGGAUCCGGAGCAUCAUCGCCCUGUGCCGCUGUCUGCCCUUCCAAUUGCCCCUCCAGCUGGUGGAGAACCUCGAUGGAGUGGUGUACUGCACUCUGGGGCAUAUCUCGUGUCUCAACCAGUACAUGUUCAAGUGGCGCAACGUGCUGACGGAAAGGCAUAUAAUCCCGGGUCUGGAGAGGGAGAUCGAGGAGGCCUUGUACUGUCCCCAGUGCCUGCCCUCCUGCAGCGACGUGCAGUACCGCGUAUCAAUGAGUGCCCUGCCCAUAGACAAUUAUCUGGCCACCUUGAAGGUUGACGAGAACAACCAGACCGAGCUCAGCUCGGAUAUCUCCGUGUUGAGGGUUUACUUUGGCGAUCUCUAUGCCCAGUACUACAUCCGUCUACUGAACAACGCCUGGUUCGAGGUGUUCAGUACUAUCGGCAACAUCAUGUCCAUUUUCGUGGGCUUCUCCAUGGUGGCUAUCUUCGAGAUUCUCUUCUUUCUGACCAAGUAUAUCUAUGAGGGCUGCAACCGCAUCGUGGAGCAGAAUAUUAUCGACCGCAAGGCUAAGCAGUUGGAGACCAAAAAGUUGUACAUAUGUCCAUAGAAUGUGGAAU